Molecule: messenger RNA, 1329 nt
Organism: Ambispora gerdemannii
Lineage: Eukaryota; Fungi; Glomeromycota; Glomeromycetes; Archaeosporales; Ambisporaceae
Source: the annotation of a GenBank genome assembly
AUGAUUGUGGAGUUCAAUUUACCACCGAAGGUUCACCUAUGGUGCAAUGUUGAAGAAAAAGAUAAUGACUACAAUAAAAAAGAUCGAGUAAAUUCUGAUCUCGAGGAGAUCGGGAGCAGUAAUCCAAUUAAUUGCGCACACGUUGACUGUUCCUUAGAAGCAAAAUUAGAUUACAACGAUCAAGCAAAACGAUAUUCGUAUUGCUCUUCAGACUGUUUCUGGCUCGAAGCGAAAAAACUGAAUUCCGUGAAAAUGACCCAAGUCCAAGAAACCGAUCCGGACUAUUCAACAGUGCGAUCGAAAUUCCUAUUUGGACUACCAAACGCGAAAAUCAUCGCGAUCAUUAGACUACAAAUGCCAAAAGACAUUACGCUACGAUAUCAAAACUACUCACUGCAGGUAGCAUUGGAAAAUGGAGUUCCGACAAAAAACGUGAUCCAUAGUAUGUUCCAUGGCACUCCCGCUGCUUGCUUUCCUUUAGAUCUCGUAAUUCUUAAUCGAGUAUGCAAUAGAUUUUGUGGGAUGUGCGGGAUCGCAAAAGAAGGAAAUAAGUCUAUUUGUUCGAAACGUCGUGGAAGAAUGUGGUUUGCGAGUAGUUCUCGAGUGUCAUUAGGCUACUGUGGUCGAAACAACACAAAAGCGAUGUUUCUUGUUGACGUCGUGUCUCCGAAGUGUGAUCGAAUUUUAAUUGUUAACAAAGACAAGGCAACACUUCCAAGAUUUCUUAUAAUUUUCGAACACGAUCAAUAUAACCACCAGCCUAUAAGAAAUUGUCAACUCAAAGCAACUAUCACCAAAAAAACCAAGCAACUCGCCCAAAUUAGCCCAAACACUAAUCAGCAACAACGCCAAGAAUUACAAGCCGUUAACGCUGAAUUUACCUCACGCGACAAAAAAUUCACUGCGGAGGUCCAAAGAAUCUUGACAUUGCUUAAUACUUCUAUCGGGAGUAAAGAUGGCGUCUCAACUAGUUGCGACUUGUGGCAACCAAUCAGCGAAUUACGGCAGAGUUGCGGCAGCCAAUCAGAGAAUUGCGACAUAGUUGUUGCUAAAGCAGAACCUAGAGACAACGACUCAUCCUCAUCAGACCAACAAAGUGAUGCAAAUCAAUCAGAAGCUUCUUCUGGAUUAUGGCAGAAAGAGGAUGUGCUUUUGAUGAUAUGUGUAAUAUUGUUGUGGUUGAUCUUCUUAGCUUGGGGUGGAAAACUUAGUAGAGAUAUAAUCAAAAAUUAUUAUCGUAGAAUUAAUGAUUUAAAAGGUAGCAAUUUAGAUAAAACAGGUGCUUGGAUCGAUAGCAAAACAAAUGUAGUUUCUGAUAAUUCAGAGUAG